Tripterygium wilfordii is the source of this 919-nucleotide messenger RNA. RefSeq names its product ethylene-responsive transcription factor 2-like. The transcript has a single exon. Bases 83 to 727 code for a protein of 214 amino acids. The record is from RefSeq and is a predicted model, not a curated record. Gene Ontology annotation, biological process: ethylene-activated signaling pathway; regulation of DNA-templated transcription. Gene Ontology annotation, molecular function: DNA-binding transcription factor activity; DNA binding. NCBI's taxonomy places the organism in Eukaryota, Viridiplantae, Streptophyta, Magnoliopsida, Celastrales, Celastraceae.
GCUUUAUAGCGCACUCCCUAUGUAUAACGCAUAACCUCCAACGCUCCCAAUCCGAUUCAAUUCCAUUCUUUUGCUUCCCCAAAUGAACCAAGUCACUUUAGAGAAUCCUAGCUUUACUUACCAAUACCAUGGAAGUCCAAGCUAUGGCAGUCUCUUGAAUCCUUGCUUAACUGAUCACUGGGGAGACCUGCCGUUAAAAGUUGACGACUCUGAAGACAUGGUCAUCUACAACUAUCUCCGUGACGCCGUCGGUUUCGGAUGGUCUCCGCUAGAUCUAAUCACAACCGUUGAAACCGAGCCAGCAGAUCAUGAUGAUCGAGUACUGGAGGACAAGCGGCCGGCUCUACCGCUUGAUCGGGCAUCAGGAGUACUUGAAAGUAAUUGUGGUUGUGUGGAGAAGAAAAAGACAGGGGGGCAUUACAGGGGAGUGCGACAUCGGCCGUGGGGGAAGUUUGCGGCGGAGAUACGGGAUCCUGCCAAGAACGGCGCUAGAGUAUGGCUUGGAACAUUCGAGACUGCGGAGGAAGCCGCGUUGGCUUACGACCGAGCCGCUCAUAAGAUGCGUGGCUCCAGGGCUUUGUUGAACUUUCCUCAGAGAAUUGGCUCUGAUGAGCCUGAGCCGGUUAGAGUCACGGCUAAGCGUCAUGAGCCGAUGUCAACGACGAGUACAAUUAUAGUAUUGGCUAAGAGGAGGAGAGGCUUGUCUAAUGAUCAUGACUUGAAUUAAAGAGAUGGCUCCACCAACAACGGCGGAUGGAGCAAUUCUGAGUUUGAGCUUCAAAACGACGUAGUUUGUAUUUAUAAUCACCAAAUAAUGAAAAAUCCAUUUUCAUAUGAUCUUAAAUUGAGGAAUGACGACUCUGUUAAUUGUUCAACCCUAUGAAAGCAUUAUUUCGUUAGACCAUGGUAGAAAAAUGGU